UUCAAUUUCGUGCCUUCUUUUUUUUUUUUUCUUCUUCUGCCUCGCUGUCUGCCGUCUCGUGGAACGUUGGUCUCGUGCUUCGUGUUUUACGUGACGACCGGAACGACCGUACCAGUCCAUCUGCAGCAUGGGCCGUUCUAAAACCGUUCCCGACCGGUGGCUAGACUACAACGACGUUGGAGGUGUCGUGCCCGGUACGCGGUUCGUAGCUUUCAAGGUGCCGCUUCGUGAAUCGAUAAGCUCGCGCGUGCCAGCGAGCAAGCGCUUCACACCCCAAGAACUUCUCCAGCGGCUAUAUGGCCUAGGCCUCGUGAUUGAUUUAACGUGCACGAACCGUUACUAUGACCCGGAGUCUCUUGUCAGUCGUGGCAUCCUCCACGCCAAAAUCAUGUGCGUCGGCCAGCAAAUACCUAGCGAGGGUGUGGUGAACGAGUUCUUCCGUGCCGUCGACGCAUUCGUCGCGAACCCGGCGAACGACGGCAAAUUGAUAGGUGUACACUGUACGCACGGCGUGAACAGAACAGGGUACCUGGUCUGCAAGUACAUGAUUGAAAAGCUUAGCGUAGCGCCCACGACAGCGAUAGAGCAGUUCGAGAAUGCCCGCGGUCACAAGUUUGACAGGGAGGAAUAUGUCAACGAUCUCCAGCGUGUCGGUGGACAAAAGCCUAUGCUCGAUCUUCGUAGUGCCGACAGACCAGUACAUGUCAACGAGCCUCCUCAAGCCAUCGGCAGGCAAGAGUACGUCCGCGAACAUCUGCGAGCAUCAGACAUACAAGCCCAAUACGUCCGCGACUUUCUGAGUAUCGACAGACGACAGUACCUCGGCAACAUACAAUGCUCCAGAGACGCGGGCAAUAAGCCUCCUGAAGUUGCUGUUCCUACUCCCUCCGAUUGUGACGCCUACCGUGACUUCGACAGCCAGCCAGCAAUGAGCAUGCUUCCUUACGGGCACAACGCAUGGAACGUCGCACCGAGUGAAGAGCGUGUGUAUGGUCACACGGGUGGCAUGCCGCGUUCGUUGCCACAACAGGGCAAUGUGUCUGAUAUACAAUCGCAAGGGCAGAGUUACCACAAUGGCACGCCGCCUCGGCGCAGUGCGUUUGUCCAAGUACGUCCACAGAUGCACAGUUACAGUCACCCAAGUGCCUUGCCACCUCAAAACAGCAUAUACACUGCUCAGUCACAAGGACAAAUCUACGGUUAUCUCAGUGGCAUGGCAUCUUCGUUGCAGCCUCAGCACAGUGUGUAUGGUGCAUGGCCACAAGGGCAGAGCUACAAUAAUAUCGGUGGCAUGGCGCCUCAGCACAGUGGCCUUGAGGCUCAGCUGCAAAGCCUUGGUUAUGGUCAACCCAGUGGCAUGCCAGUCCAGCAAAGUAUGUCUGAUGCACGAACACUAGGGCCGGUGCGAUCCCCAUCCCGAGUGAACGGCCCAAAUGUUGUAACUGCUGAAAUGUAUGGCGGGCGUGGCCAGUACAAGCCAUAUAGUGAUGAUGACAGACGAGACUGGAGACGUUAGGAGUGCCAAGGUGACUGUGUGCAAUGCCAAAAAGUGUUCUUAGUCAUACAGACUUCGUCACUUUGCUUUUGUUGCUGGGAGCACAAAGAAAAAAAUGGUCUAUGUUUUUUUUUUUUUUUUAAUGGUGCGCGAAGCACGCAAAAUAAAAAAGCUGAGUAAAAAUUUUG
Messenger RNA from Dermacentor silvarum, 1683 nucleotides. RefSeq lists its product as uncharacterized. Bases 128 to 1516 code for a protein of 462 amino acids. The record is from RefSeq and is a predicted model, not a curated record. The transcript has a single exon. Gene Ontology annotation, molecular function: polynucleotide 5'-phosphatase activity; protein tyrosine/serine/threonine phosphatase activity. Lineage: Eukaryota; Metazoa; Arthropoda; Arachnida; Ixodida; Ixodidae. Gene Ontology annotation, biological process: dephosphorylation.